This is a messenger RNA of Gaeumannomyces tritici R3-111a-1, 2751 nucleotides long. RefSeq lists its product as hypothetical. NCBI's taxonomy places the organism in Eukaryota, Fungi, Ascomycota, Sordariomycetes, Magnaporthales, Magnaporthaceae. The coding region runs from base 1 to 2751 and encodes 916 amino acids. Gene Ontology annotation, cellular component: RNA polymerase I core factor complex. The record is from RefSeq and is a predicted model, not a curated record. The transcript is spliced from 3 exons. Gene Ontology annotation, molecular function: RNA polymerase I general transcription initiation factor binding; RNA polymerase I transcription regulatory region sequence-specific DNA binding. Gene Ontology annotation, biological process: nucleolar large rRNA transcription by RNA polymerase I.
AUGGCUAGCAGGAGGCCAUCAUCGGCCCGUCGGGCAGCGGCCAGGCACCUCGUCCACCGCGCCAACGACGUCGUGCUUGGCCAUGUAGGCAGGGUGUCCUACCUCCCACGUGAUUUACACAAACGAAACGACGAGGACGACGAAGACGACGACGGCCAAGGAGAAAACAACCGCGGAUAUGUACUGGGCCACCUCCACAUCAACCGCAUGGUCGACAGGACCCCGAGGAUCGAGCAGGUCCUCCCCUUCGACGAGUGGUACGCGCCCUCGCGCGCCGACGACGCGGGCGGGCCGCCAGCCGGCGCGCGCGCCCUGCGCUCCCAGCAGCGCUGGCUGUUCCGGAGCCACCCGGGCGCCUUCCUCGGCCUCGGCGGCGACCUCGGCUCGCUUCUUCAGGAGCAGACCUCGGCGGCGGCGGCGGCGGCGCCAAGCCAGGGCGCCGAUCUGCUCUCGAGCCUCCUUGGCGCGGGCGAGAUCACGGACGCGACCAGGCCCACACAUCCCGUCGGGGUCCCCGCGCUGGUCAUGGUGUGCGGCCGCGCCGGCGACGUCGUCCGCGUGGUCCGGCUGCGGGAUGCGAAGCGGAGUUGGAGCCGGGAGGAAGGCAGGGACCAGACACAAGGCGGCGGGGACAGAAACGACCGUGGGUCGACGCCGGCGGCUGCGCUUUCGGUAGCGGUGUCUGAUGUCGGCUAUGAGGGGUUCUGGGACGGCGAGGGAGUGCCCGUGAUCAAGGUCCAGUUCGUCGCAGUGCCGAAAACCCAAGGUGGUUUGAGGAGGUGGCUGCUUGUGCAGACGGCCCAGGCGACCAUGGUGUUUCAACCCGAGAUCCGAGCUGUGCCUACCUGGAGCCGCGCAUCACGCCGUGCUAGUGACGGCGGAGCGGGAAAAGGCCCCUGUUUCAUCGAGUUGAUCCCGGCCCUAACCAUCCAGUCGAGCCAGGUGGGCGACGGGCUCAACUCGGACUUCUCGUUCGACCCGGGGUCCGAGGACGACCCCCGCCCGCGCCUUGCAAUCGUCGACCGCGCCGGCGAGUGGACCGUCUGGAACAUCACUGGCGAUCGGGGGUCACGACACAAGCCGCUCUCUGCCAUGGUCGUGCAUUCGGGCUACGUACAUGAUGGCCUGCCCGCAGACCGCGCGCGCCUGAUCGUCCUCGGAGACGAGGAGGAACAGUGUCGUAUCUCAUGGGCUGCGGCGCGGGCUGGCGGUGCUACACGCAAGAAGCAACGAAAUGAUAGUGGCCUCGAUUUACCAGCCCCCGACGGCGAAACAGCCGGCUCGUCCCCAUCGCGGGCCGAGGCACUUGUCAUGUCUACCUUGAAGACGCUCAAGAUAUUGGACCUGGAGGGUGGCGACAACAGCGCCAUCUUUGCAGAGCUGGUCGAUCCCAAGACCCCCGAGGCUAUACUGGACGUCUGCGUCUGCCCGGGAGACCUUUCCAGGCUCUUUGUCCUGACCAGCACGGCCGUGUUCUGGAUCCAGCUGACGCGGUUACGGCCUGGGGUCAAGGGCGUGUCUGAUCAGCAGCGCGAUCACGGGCGUCGGUGGCCCGGCCACAUUGCCAUAACUAUCCUUCUGUCAUGCCCCCAUCUGCGCAGCCCCGUGGACAGCGCCCUGCGCAUGACCGUCGCGGCGCAGCCCCAGCAGCCAGUCACCCUCGGCCAUGGUGAUGAUGUAGACGCCCCGGCGUGGCUCGUCUGCAUCUUCUCGAGCGCCUCGGCCCCGCGAGUGACGCUGUUUUGGUUUGCCGUCCCGCCGGCGACCGCCGGCGCCGCAUCCGCCGUCUUCCACCACCAGACCACGCGUCUCAGCUGGGACAACGAGGCCGCCCGAGGGCGACGCCAGGUCGGCGACAAGGAGCCGUACCGGCCGCCACCUCCCCGGAUCCGUUCGCUCUCGCUCCUGGCCCGCCCCAGUCUGUUCCGCCAGGAGCCCAAGUUCGCACAGCUGCUCGUCCUCGACGCCACCCUCGGCCUCCGCUCCGCCCUGUGCGCGGCCUACUCUUCAGCGCCGAGCAGUGCCGCGCCGGGCGGCUCCCGUGGCAACCUGCGCGUAUGGGGUGCGGCGGCGGACGAGGAGGCCGCGCGCGGCUCGGCGGCGAAGCGGAAGCGGAUCCUGCGGAGCAUCAGGGACAGCUUCGUGGUCAGAGACGACUAUUCCGGCUUCUUUGAGGUCGACGAUGGCAGUCGCCCGCAUGCGAAACAGGAAGCUGGUGGCCCCGCUGCUGCUCGUCCUGGGUUUCAUACCCUUAACCUGUCGCCUGUGAUGAGCAUCGUCAUGGAGCGCAUGACCACCAAGGUAGCCGCGGCCAGAGCGCCAUCGCCGCAGAUGGGUGGGCUUGAAGGGGGUGGGGCCAGUAACGUCUCUGGUGCUUUUGCUGCUAUUGGCCGCGUCGUUCGUACUGGUGUCGAACAAGGUCAUCUUCCAUUGAGGACGCUGCUCGAAGCUACCGGCAACACAACUGGCAGCGUAAACACCGAUGUUGUACAGUCUCGCUGGACAGACGAGCUGGGCCAACUCCGGGAGCUCACGGACGACAUCUUGAAAGUCAACGAUCUCGCGGUUGGGUCUUACACUACAGACGCGUCCAGCCUUCUAGAACGUCUCCUCCGACUGUGGCCCCCUGCACCCGAAGGUCUUCCAGAGGGCCUCCUGCAACCCGAGGCCGCAGCUUUCCGCGAACGGCUGGUUGGCUUCGUCGCCAUGGAGAUCUUUUUAGCACAGUUCGGCGUCUCGGGCCAGGCAUAA